AUGCACCACUCCAGAUCUUUCUGUAACCUAGCGGCCCGAAUUGUCAAGGAGGACGAACAUGCGCUUGUGACUUUGCUGCUCACCCCAAACUUGAUCAAGAACGCUCAAGCUGAGGUUGAGGCGGAAUUUCGCGGUGCGGUGCCCGACAGCGUUAUUCGACGAGUUCGCAUUCUUUCUUCCAUCAAGCACCAGAAAUUAAGACUUGUCGAGUUGUUCAGGGUACACGCCCAAGCAUAUGCAUCAGAGUAUUACCCUGCUCUUAUCCAAGGCAAGGCGCUUACCUGUGCGGUGACGGGCACUAUCUUUGAUGGUGUUACACCCCCCAAUGUUGUGGUUAUUGACUACAUGGCUUAUCCGAUACUCCAAGUAACACGGGCGAUAUCAGGAACGUCCGUACCAAUUAUUGCAUGGAUAACGGGUCAUGUUUCGAACGUGAUUCGUUCAAUGGGCCCCGAGCAUUUCGGUGGAAUAGGUGAUUUAGGUGCCAAAAUGAAGACAGAAGCCGCGCGCUUGGGGGUUUCCCCUUUGGAACUUGGUGAUUCUCUACUGGACACCUCGAUUGGAACCAUUGUUAAAGUACCGGGGCUGGUGGAGAUGUACGAUUGGGAGUUGUUUCCCCAGAUUCUCCCUCAACCUGUUGAAGUCCCUCUUUCUACCAUCGUGAAAUUUGGUCAUCGAAGUAUCAAAGAAGCUGACGAUGUUUUGGUCACAUCCACCCAUUCCUUUGAAGAGGAGUCCAUGGAUGGACUAAAGGCUUGGUUGUCGGAAUGGAAUAAAGAUGCGUACAUCAUUGGGCCCUUGCUACCUUCUGGGUAUGGCAUACUCGAGGAAAGCGACCGUGGAUCCAAGGAAACUAGAGAUUUCCUCGACAAAGUGCUAAAAGAACACGGCGAAAACUCAGUCAUCUUCUUAUCUUUUGGUACUGUGUUUUGGCCCACCUCGCAAGAUUAUAUCGAAGAAGCAAUCGAAGCUUUUAUUGAAAAGAAUAUCCCAUUUCUUCUUUGCUAUGCAUCUCACAUAGCUAACCUUUCGGAAGAAAUCAUCAACAAAGUCCAAGGGUCCGGCAUAGGUCUUGUAUCUAAGUGGCUCCCUCAACAGUUUAUUCUGAACCACCCAGCUACCGGUUGGUUCAUCUCGCAUUGUGGACACAAUAGCGUAAUGGAGUCGCUAGCUAGUGGGAUUCCUAUGCUGUGUUGGCCUUUCCACGCUGAUCAACCUUAUGGCGCCGCACAUAUUAGUGAAAACCUCAAAGUAGGCAUAGAACUCAUUGAAGUCAGAACAGGAGCAUCGGGUUUAAAACCUCUACGACGCAAUGGACGUCAGGCCAAGGGGUCUCGCGAGGCUUUCGGGAUUGAAAUACGGCGGGUCAUUGAUGACUUACGCGCAGAGAGAGGAACAGAGAUACGCAAAAAUGCUGCAAAUAUGAAGCCGAAGCUCGCGAAUACUUGGGCGGCGGAUGGUGGAAUAGGAAGGAAAGAAUUCGAACGUUUUUUGACGAAAUAUAAUUUCUUGUAA
Molecule: messenger RNA, 1515 nt
Organism: Psilocybe cubensis
Lineage: Eukaryota; Fungi; Basidiomycota; Agaricomycetes; Agaricales; Agrocybaceae
Exons: 11
Coding region: 1-1515 (504 amino acids)
Molecular function (GO): UDP-glycosyltransferase activity
Source: RefSeq, a predicted model, not a curated record